Molecule: messenger RNA, 1112 nt
Organism: Toxoplasma gondii ME49
Lineage: Eukaryota; Apicomplexa; Conoidasida; Eucoccidiorida; Sarcocystidae
Exons: 3
Coding region: 810-1112 (100 amino acids)
Source: RefSeq, a predicted model, not a curated record
GUUCAAAGCACUCACGAGUGUCAGCAAAACGACCAUAGAAGCGCAUAUCCCGACUCUCCCUUCACAUAACUGUACAACGUGGUAUUCAAGGGAAGGUUGGAGGCAGCCGAAUCAGAGCACCGACGUCUCAAAUGUCUUUGAUCCAGAAAAGCUGAACGAGAGGGCCUUUAGAUGCCACCCCACAGGAUCUCCGCGUGUCCCGUGGACCAAAGACAAUACACUUUCGAGCAGUUCCUCCUUUUCUCAAAGUAGCAAGGAACCCGAUGACGGUCUCAUUUUGGCGACGCGAAACUCGCCUGUCCUCAAUUCUGAACCUCAACAGUACAGAUUUGCUUGUGUUUCUUUUAGGGCAGCGACGCUGCGGUCAAAGAUUUCCUUGUCCGGGCGGCAAACGGGUUGAAGAUGGCAGUCGUCCUUCAGGUGUGGAGAAGAGAAUUUUCGAAAAGGCAGUAGCGAACGGCAACUUGAAUUCCCGAUUUGCCUUGAGACAGACGAGUCGCACCAGUGCACAAAAACGGAUAUUGUCGCUCCUUUAGUACGAAGCUUACACGCAUAUAUAUAUAUAUAUAUAUAUAUAGGUUGGGAAAAGUAGUAUAUACCAGCGCAAACAUAUAUACGUCUGUACAGAUAUAUCCAAACGUAUGCUCUGCGUGCAUUCACCUGACUUGUUUUCUGUUCGCACCAUGAAUGCCACACUCAAGCACUACGAAGACGCGCAGACUGCUUGGAAAAGUUUCUUCUCUUCCGUUCUUCUCCUCGUCACCUCCUCCUUCGUCGUUCUGUAGGAUGGGUCUGACCUGGAAUGCAUAAUGCUUAUUGACACCAUUGAGCAAAAGAUUACCAUCAAAUGCGAGGAAAAAGCACGAAUCAUAAGUUUCAGCGGAAUUAAAAAUAUUCUCUCAACUCCGACGCAGCUGAAGCGCGUCGAGACGAAAGCGGACUUAUCAAGCGAGACCAGCGUGGUUGGAGUCCAUCUUCUGAAAUCCGAGAGCUGCAUUCCGAUUAAACUAGCAAGUGCUGACGAAAAAACGAAUUUCAUCGCAGCAAUGAAGACAUUCGGCGUUCCGCCCCCGAGAUCAGAACAGAGAAAGUCCUCUCGCCCACGGGUCUGA